Molecule: messenger RNA, 2283 nt
Organism: Haliotis rufescens (red abalone)
Lineage: Eukaryota; Metazoa; Mollusca; Gastropoda; Lepetellida; Haliotidae
Exons: 14
Coding region: 43-2187 (714 amino acids)
Molecular function (GO): protein binding
Source: RefSeq, a predicted model, not a curated record
GCCUCUGACCUAAACUAUAUUGAGCGGCCCCUAAAGCUCACAAUGUCCAAGAAGGGUGUCGAAUAUUUCCCCCUUCAGCAGCAAGACACGAGUGACGAGGAGAGUGAGGGGAUUCACGCCCGGGGGCCCAGGCUAGAAGCAGAAGCUAACGGCCCCUUGUUACUGGACCCGUUUCUCUCCACCCCUAGAAAGCGCCGGCGCGUCAACCUGUAUGCUGUGGUAGCACUUGUCAUCGUCAGCAUCGGGGCCGUUGUCGCGGUGACGUUUGUGGCCUUCACUUUAUUUCACGGCAAAGGUCACACGGAGCAAAUAUUCAAGGGUACUCCGACAGGAAAACCGAUCCCUGGAUGGCGUGUUGUUUUAAACGCUACAGGUACGGAGUCGUGUGUUCGAACCCCGGAUAUCGAUGGUGACGGUCUGCCGGACGUAUUGGUCGGGCUCGCUCACGGCGUGGACUUGUCCAGCGUCAACUCGCUCACUGAGGACAACAGUCUCAAGAAAUACUGUGAACAGAAAAACUUACCCUACCCGUGUGUGGGGUUUCUUCUUGCCUUGAGAGGUACCGACGGUAAGGAGCUAUGGCGUCUCCCUACCAGGUCAGAGGUCAUGCUUAUGAUGUGUGACAUCGACGUCAACCUUGACGGCGCCAAAGACUGCAUCGUUACCGGCCGACAGUCGACGGUACAGGCGGUGGAUCUUAGAAAGGGCAAGACGCUGUGGUACUCCGACGGCGCUGAUCACCCCUCCCACUUCACACAGACGUGGAACGUCUACCAGGCAGUGGCCUUACCGGAUGUCGACGGUGAUGGAGUGGAGGACAUUGUUGUCAGCCACGGCGGAGAUCCCAACAUUGAACCUGAGAUCCACAACCGUACCGCAGGGCGCCUGAUUAUUUUGUCAGGGGCAACCGGAACACCCCUUGGUAAUUACAUGGUGAUGCCGGACAGUAAGGAAACAUACAUGACACCAGUCAAAUAUACCGCCAGAGACCGAUCCCAGUACCUGCUGUUUGGGAGCGGCGGGGAGACGGUGCCAGGUGACCUUAUGGCCAUCACGCUGCCUGACCUUUACACUUUGACCGAUCAAAAGGUCGUGCCGCAAUCUGAGGGGGAGUUUGGAUGGAAGAAGCUUCUUCCUAAAGAUUCGAAUAACGUCAUCAUGUACUUACAUAGGGGUCAAUUGAAAGGUGUCAUGGUACCACCCGUCAUCGUUGAUGUCAACAACGACGGAGAGAAGGACGUCCUAGUGUCGGUGUUUGAAGGAGCCAUGGUUUUGCUUGACGGCAAGACGUUAACGGAAAAAUGGCGGAUACCUUUUCCAAAUAUGGAAUCAUACAGCACACCAGCACCUGGUCACUUCAACGACGACGACAUCUUGGACUUCAUUGUUCACUGGAGCAGCGGGGAGUGGCCGAAAUACGACGGCGCAGAUACUGUGAUACUGAACGGUGAGGACGGCAGCAUCCUAUGGAAGGACCACUCCCGCAUGUAUCAGAUGUCCUCGGACCUGGUCCUCAGAUCGAGGACAAAGCACCUGGACUACUUCAUGGUCAAGAUGAGGGGAAAGAACGCUACCCUGGGGAACGGAACGAGGGGGGAGGCCCAUGGCGUGGGGGCACAGCGAGUUAUAAACAAAAGAGACAGCGACGAGAGUGACGAGUGUAAAAAACUCAUCAAAGAAUUUAAGGAAGAUCACGUUACCUGCGAUAAUGACCUUACGCACUUGAGCGAGCUGGUCUUUCUCGUGGACAGGAACAACGCGGAGAGUACUCUCCCUUUACAUCUAACACCAGGAGAAAAAUACCAUUACGACUACCUACCCCGAUCAGACGAGGAGGGAUGUCUCCAUGCCGACAUGUCCACUGGGAAAAUACCCAUGUGUAUAGUGAUGCUUCCUGACUCCAGAUCAACAGAUGCUGUUACCGACGUGGAUGGUGACGGGAGUCUGGAUCUGAUCCACUUGGGGUUGCUGGAGGGGCGUCUUAGAGACAGUCGGUUCAGCUACACCAUGAUGAAAUUCACAACCAUCAUAUCCAGGAUUGACAUCAUGACGGGGGUCAAUAAAUAUUCCAUGCCACCAGAAUCCAAUAGCGAUUCCAAGCCGUCAUUUGCACCUUUGCCAACCCAACCCUGGCUAGAAUAUCUCGGCUCUGCGGCUUCCAGCGUGUUUUAUCAACAUUUGAUGUGAUAUGUAAUUGUUUGUAUGUUUAUGAUUCAUGUUCUUGUACACUGUUUUUACACUGACGUAUGACGUAUGAUGACAAUAAAUAAUUUAUGUAACGCG